AUGGCAGUCUCAGAAUUGCGAGAUCUCAUCAGUCACCUCUCUUCGGCAGACUCUCUGCGCCCCGACUUUCUUGGUCGGCUCGGCUAUUUGUACUCGAAUAAGCUGUUUUACAACUACAAACUUGAUGACUUUAAGAUGGCAUUGGAAGUACAUCAAGAAUGUCUCAGCCUUGCAGGGGACAACGCCGUUGAACGAGCAAAUUGGCUACGUCAUCUUGGAUGCUCUAAGCUUGCCGCUUACCGAGUAUUCAAGGACGAAAAUGAUCUACAAGAAUCCAUCAAGUUACUCGAGCAAGCGAAAGAUCAAAACCUUCACGACAAGGAGGUUCUACCAGGCCUCGCUAGUGCCUACCGCUUCAAGUGCAUGAUUACGAGGGACAUCAAAGACAUUGACGAUGCCAUCGAGCGCUAUAUAAGCUCCCCUCUCCCGGAUGCCUACCGUAUCCGAUUUGAGCGCCAGAAGACGCGAGGCUGGCCAUAG
Messenger RNA from Fusarium musae, 480 nucleotides. RefSeq lists its product as uncharacterized. The transcript has 2 exons. The coding region runs from base 1 to 480 and encodes 159 amino acids. NCBI's taxonomy places the organism in Eukaryota, Fungi, Ascomycota, Sordariomycetes, Hypocreales, Nectriaceae. Gene Ontology annotation, molecular function: protein binding. The record is from RefSeq and is a predicted model, not a curated record.